Messenger RNA from Papilio machaon (common yellow swallowtail), 4890 nucleotides. RefSeq lists its product as uncharacterized. Bases 55 to 4878 code for a protein of 1607 amino acids. NCBI's taxonomy places the organism in Eukaryota, Metazoa, Arthropoda, Insecta, Lepidoptera, Papilionidae. The transcript has 13 exons. Gene Ontology annotation, cellular component: GPI-anchor transamidase complex. The record is from RefSeq and is a predicted model, not a curated record. Gene Ontology annotation, biological process: attachment of GPI anchor to protein.
AUUCUGCAAAUUUUAAAUUCAUACCUUUAUUCACAAUUAGAGUAAUCGUCUACAAUGUGGAUUGGAUUUCGAAAGAUACUUUUAUUAGUAUGUAUAAUAAUUGUUUACGUCGCUGCGGAUGAUUUUAAAGAAGAAAUAUUUAUUAAACCUUUACCGCCGACUAAUCUUUACGUCUACUUCCAAUUUAUUACUCAAAAUGAAGAAACAUCAUUUGAACAUUCCCAUUUAGCACCACGGUCCCUGGGGGAAAUUAUGUCUCGUUAUCAAGUUGACGAGCUGCAUCUAACAUUGACUGAAGGCCAAUGGAGACACAACAAAUGGGGCUAUCCUAUAUUAGAUGCAUCUUCUGGUGCAGAACUUUAUGCUUGGUUUUCGCCCAGUGUCACUGAUGUUGAUACUCAUUGGAGGAAGUUGAGUGCUACUCUCUCUGGACUUUUCUGUGCUUCACUCAAUUUUAUUGAUAACUUUAAUACUGUAACACCUCAGAUGGCCAUGUGGCCUAUGGGAGCAAUAAAGGUCAAUAAGAAUGUUACAUCACAGCUCAGAUAUGCUACAUUGCCAAGAGAAAUUGUUUGCACUGAAAACUUGACUCCAUGGAAAAAAUUGUUACCAUGUGAGUCAAGCCAUGGUUUUGCAACACUUCUUAACUCAAGAAUGAUACACAAUACCAAUUACCAUUCCAUAGGAGUACAUGUUAGAAAAAUAUGUAAGGUUGAAGACUGCUCUGAAAUAAACCUAGAAAUAAAGCAAACUGUUGCAUUAGUAUAUGAUUUAAAAAUUAUUAACAGAUUGGAUUGGUCGUUUGCAAAACUGUUUGGUCAAGGUUUGCCAGGGCCAUGUCCACUAUCAUCAUCUAGCAAAAUCUAUGUAGAUGUCUCCUCAAAUGAUACAUUUCCGUUUAAGUUAUAUCCUUUGCCUGAUAGUGUAAUAUUUUCACAAAGAGGAGGUAGCGAUACAACACUUGCUAUUUAUAAUAUCAUUCCAACAAGUCAUAUGAUAAACAUUGGAGUUGAUUAUGGUACAAAAGACAAAGUACUAGUCACAAUACCACCACCACUAACAUUUAACCGAUAUGUGCUUGGUUAUGGCAAGGAGUUUGGUGGUAUAGUUACUGAAAUAAAAAACAACUACUGGGCACCGAUUGAUAUUGUUUUAUUAGAAAAUGCUCCUUGGUGGUUGCCUAUCCAAUUGAGCUCUCUAAGAAUAAAUGGGGAAGCACAAAGUAAACUAGUCAAAUCUUUGUAUUAUUCUCCUGGGCGAAGUCGACAGAAGCCUUAUCAUUUAGAAAUUCUUAUGCAUUUACCUUCAAAGUCUACCACAACAAUAACAAUCGAUUUUGAAUUUGUGUUCUUGAAAUGGCAAGAAUAUCCUCCGGAUGCUAAUCAUGGGUUUUAUAUUGGAUCCGCUUUGAUUUCUGCAAAUCUACCCACUGCCAGAAAUUACACUAGCUUACCUGUCACUGGAAGUACUAUGGAUUCAAUAAUAAAUGCAUCAAAACCAUGGUAUCCAGCAAUAUUCAGAACUAAUGGGGCAAUGGUUUCCUUGCCAACUCCUGACUUCAGUAUGCCAUAUAAUGUGAUAUGUCUUGCAUGUACAGUUGUAGCUUUGGCCUUUGGACCUCUACAUAAUAUUUGUACUAAAGAACUUGUAUUAAAAGCUGUAGGAAGCCCUAUUUCUUUACGACAAAAGAUAAUGAACUUAAGACAGUGCCUUUGUUGCAAAAAUUGUACCGAAUGCCAGGAGUUUAAGAAAAUUAUUUCAGAAACUGGCUUUGAAGUGUAUCUGUAUGUACAAGAUACGGAAUGUCGUAAUAAAAAUUACGAUUUGUUAGAACAUGAAGGUUUUAUUUUUCAAAAUACGCAAGAUGAUACAAUAAAUUCCAAUGAAUUUUUGAGAAAAAUUGAAUCAAGCGAUUUUACAUGUCAACGAUGUAGAGCUAUACUUAAAAGACUUGCUAAUGUUUUUAAAAACACGACUAUAAAGAAAAACGAAAUAAUAGUAAUUUGUGACUGUUGUAUAAGUGAUAAAGUAAGUGAAGUGGAACCAUGGAAAUAUUGUCAUAAUAUUUAUGAUAAAUUUAAUUUAAACAAAUCAUUACAAGAUAGUUUAACGAAAGAGUACACGGGGAAAUGGAUCUCGCAAAUUCGUCAGAUAUUGGAUAAAAAAAGUUCCACACAUCAAUUGCUAGCUCUUCGACGGAAAGCGUCACACGGGCCGGAUUCUCCGGAUUUAUUAUCGCCGCAGAAGCGGAUUAAGUAUGAACGACGAGUCAAUGAUGUCUUAAAAAAUGAAGCAGAAAUAAAUAAAAAUGAGUCAAGUUUAUUAUGUAUGUCACCCGAGCGUAUUUAUGAACCAAAACAAAUAACGGAUGCCCCAAAAAUGGAAGUUCGAAGCCAUUUAGAUAUAGAGGAAGUCACGAAGCAAGAGGGACAACUAUUAGAGUCAGAACUUUCCCAGCAAUUCGACGAAUAUGGAGAAUUAAAGUCAAUUAUACCCAUUAUAACAAGAGUUUCUAAAGAAGCAUUCAAAUAUGUUUUUCCUAAAACUGACACCGACUUUCACGACUUAAAAGAGUAUGCCAGUUCAAGCGAGCUGCUUAAAGAAAUCCAACAGAAAGUUAUGUUAUUAAAAAAAAGACAAAAGCAGAAACCCUCGUCAGGGGAGAGAAAACAAAAGAAAAAGAAGGCUGUACGGGUAACUUUAGAUAAAGACAAAGAAGUAUUGGAUGUUUCGUCUCCUGCAAGUGUGGAACAAAGUAAAGUGAGACGUGGUAAAUUAAUAAAGGAAUCAAAACAAGACAAAGACUACGAAAGUUCAGAUGCUUCAUCAAGAAAAAGUACCGCCCAACACAUAAGCAAGCGGCCUAAAAUGCCCCCUGAAACGCCGAGUCCGAAAACUAUUGAUAAAGCUGAAAAGACAAAACGCAAACCUGAUAAAGAAAUCACUUCAGAAAGAUUGGAGGAAAAUGUCAAAGAGCGUAGUAAGAAAGAUCGUCAACCUGGUAAAAAAGAGCCUGAAACUGAAAUGAAAUAUGCGGAAGUAAAGCCAGAAAAGAUCAAACAAGUAGAAGAGAGCGGCGACGGUUUAAUAAUGUCAGUUAAAAAAGCUUCAAAAGAAUUACUGAAAAAGAAGGAAGAUAAACCGACCCCUCAGCCGAAACCACAAAAAGAAAAUAAAGUAACGGUAAGCGAGUCUUACACCAAGGCUACGAAGGAUGCUAAAGAUACCUUAACAGCUCCAAAAGAACCUAAAGUUCCGAAAGAAAGUGAGAAGGAAAAAAGGAGUAAAUCUGCUUACACGGAAAACAUAAAUGUAAACCAAGUGAAGAUUAGGAAAGGCUCUGUUGACGAUCUUAACAUAGGUUUGCUCAAAUUAAAAGAUUCAAUGCAACAAGAAAAAGCAAAAAAAUUAACGCAAUCAGAACUUUAUAUUUUACCUCCGCCUGUGAAGCGUCAACCACCUCCCAAAAUUGAAAGAACCCACUCGGGCAGCCGCGAAGAUUCUGAUUUAGAUACUGACAUUGAAGAGUUAUUAAAUAAAAGCAAAUUAAACCAAGUCAAUGAAAUCAUCAUAGGCCAAAAAAUCUUAAAACAAAAACUACGAGAUAAAAGGGAUAAGAGGAAAGAAAUUCGACCUUUGUUAUUUGAAUCUACAUUUUAUGCGGUUGAUACAGAAGUUAAGAAAGAAGUCAUGGAUAAAAAAACGUCCAUUUCUCUUUAUACAGAAGGUAAAAAGAAAAGAAAAAUUAGCGAUCAGGAAGCUGCUAAAGGUACUGUGCGGUAUGCAUUGUCAAAUCGCUCAUUUAUUGACAAGGGCUGGACUAUGCUGCCCACUGAGAAAAUAGUCCGGAAGUUGAACGUAUACCGAAUGCGGCCUUCACAUCCUGAAUUCGAUUGGUUCGAGAACAACAAGAGCAAACAGGUGAUGUACUACGACACGGGUGAGAUUCUCGCAGAGUUCCAUGAAGACGGUAGAGGGCGCUGGUACUACAGGAAUGGCAGAUUAGCAUUGGAUUAUUAUAACGCGGAAGAGAUGAAUGCCGGUCAACGGUAUGUGGUGUACAGCAAUGGAGAGCCGGACGAGAAAGGUUGCCCUCGACCUAUAACUGUUCUAGCGACAUUUGACUAUCUCGGCAACGGAAUUGUCUUUGAUCAUACUGGGAAAACAAGACUCAAAUAUAAUCAAACUGAAGGAGUCGUGUUAGAUACAAGCAUUGGCCCGGUAUCACAUUGGAAGUGGCACGAACUAAACGAUCCUCCGGUACUACAAAAAGUUAUGUUGGACACUCAAAUGGCUGUCAAAGAUCCUGAAAUACUUAAACUUGGAGGUAGGGACACGCAAACUGUGCGACCUGACAAUGAAGAAAUGCUAGCGAUCGAGUUCGACAACUUUAUUAAGGAGAAAAGCAAAAAGCUGACGCAAAAGUUCAAACCGUUUCAAAUUAAAAUGAAAGCAUUGAAAGUGAACGAAAACUUUUCGUUGCGAGUUUUAGAUCAAGCGAGCGUGUAUCUUACUUUUAGAGAUGGUACGACGAAUUUGAAAUUGAAUUUGGGUAUGAUUUUAGACCAUAAAGAGAUAGUGGACACGGAAACCGCUGAAGUGGGAGAAGUGUCGUGUAAUGUGGAGCGGUUCCCGGCUCGCACGGACAGUCUGGCGAUGUUGCAGCGCAGCAUUGCGCACGCGCAGCACGUAGAGAGACUUCGACUGGAACGUGAGCGCCGGUACAAGAUCUCAGAAAUCAAAAAUAGCAUCGACCGUCUGACUGCGGCGGCGUCGAGACCUUUACAGCCGCCUCACUAUUUCCAACAGACCUCUGGCCAUGCUAUACCCAAAACUGAAUGCUAUUGUAAACUCGAAAAUCCUCCCACUUGUACCUGACAUACCUCGUUA